Messenger RNA from Paramuricea clavata, 4781 nucleotides. Lineage: Eukaryota; Metazoa; Cnidaria; Anthozoa; Malacalcyonacea; Plexauridae. The record is from the annotation of a GenBank genome assembly.
UUUAGGUCUGGGUACCAGCUGCAUGUUUUACAAGAUUUUGUGAAGUUCAUUUGGAAAAAAUCUUUCAAAAAAACAACUAAAAACACAAACGAUCGCAAUUUUUUUAGCUUUACGGCUUUGUUGUAAGAUAAAGGAGAUCUAUGGCUUCACAAACAAGCAGCCAGCAACUCGUUCAGCCGAAAUCUUGGGGUAGGUUGAAAGAUGAUUUUUGGGUUGUUUUUUUCGUCGUGUUUUUUUGGAAAUGUUUGUAGAUUAUGUUUUAUAUAGCUUGGAUCUGCUUUGAUGUUUGUCAUUUUAGUGUUUUGUAGUAUAUAUAACAUAAUAAAGGCUGAUCUGUUAUUUUUGAAAGAUUUGUGUUUGAUUUUACGUAUUGUAAACAAGUGACAUACAAGAUAUGAGAUAUCUAAAGAUCAUGACAAGGUCAUAUUUUCAAAGACAUGUAUCCUAGGUAGCAUUCUGCAAUUUUUUAUGUAGCCCUACACUAGAUACAUACACCAUCAAAAGAUGCUAUCAAAUAGGUCGACACUGCAUUGUACGCCAUCAAAUAUUUGUUUUGUAUUAUUUGGGUAAGAUAAACUGUGAAGAAUGAUACCACAAAAAUGUGGAGCAGCAGCUCUUUCCGACCAUCUCGGGCACAUCCGGUGGUGGUACAGCUAGGUUCUUACUCAUCGUACUUAUGUUCCACAAGCAUCAGUACCGGACCUACCAGCAUCCAAACAACAAGAACUAGACUUGAUAUAAUGGUAGUCCAGUCACUAUAGAUGGUGUUGUGUACCACAGGUUGCUGACCAUGUUGCAGGCAUACUGGAGUUAUAUCUCAGCUUGAGUAUUUAUUGGGAAAAUGUUGGCCCAAAGAUUGUGGGACAAGCUUGACACUUCUGCACAUGCUCAUUCAAAAAAUUGCCCACCCCCUCACAUGGGUAACAGCAAGCAUUGAAUCUUGUUCUAAUUUCUCAUGGAUUGUAUGUCGGUAUUCCCAGUUUGAAUCUACCAAGCACCUUCUCUAAGUACUCAGGUUUCCUCCCGUAGUGACACUGGACCUCUAGGGAGAACAUUUUAGAACUGAUAGAACUAUCAAUAAGAGAUGAUCCUUACUGGAUUUUAAAACUAGUGGUCACAGGCAAUCUAGUAUAUUAUAAAUUUAUAUCUAAGAAAUUUUUGUUCAGAUCUUAGUCUGUAUGAGCUGCACAGGACACCACAAGAGGCAAUCACAGAUGACACAGAGAUCACCAUCUCCCCCAGGAGUCUUCACAGUGAACUCAUGUGCCCGAUCUGUUUGGAUAUGUUGAAAAAUACCAUGACAACCAAGGAGGCAAGUAUCUGUCUUAAAACUCAUCGAGUUAACCCUUUAAGUGGCAAUCGAUGUGCCCUAGUACUUUAUACUUUGUCUAACACCAGACAAUUUUGCUCAUCAAGGAGAAAAUGCUGGUGCUGAGUGGGUUAAUCAGACCAUCUUCCCAUGCAUCCUGUUAACCCUUUAAGUGGCAGUGUGCCCAUAUGUGCCCUACUGGAUUAUUUUACUCUGUCUAACCCCACAUGAUUUUACUUGUCAAAGCGAGAGCUGACACUCAAUGGGUUAAUUUAAAUUGGAUCAAUCAUAUGAUUAUAUAAUUGUACUAUUUUAGUGUCUGCACAGAUUUUGUCAAGAUUGUAUUAUCACUGCUCUGAGAAGUGGGUAAGUUUCAGCAACCUCUAGGUAGUUUUGUUUUUAUUACUUGAAUUAUUUAGUUACAGUAUGUUUUCUCUAGAAAUAAAGAAUGUCCAACAUGUCGCAAAAAGCUGGUGUCGAAACGAUCCCUCAGACCAGACCCGAACUUUGAUGCUUUGAUUGCAAAGGUUCGUUUAAUGCUGGUUAAUCAGAGCAGAGCAGAGACAACUUGACUAAUUUUCAAGGACCUUUAGCUCAUUUCAGCUUUAGUUUAGUGUUAUUUCUUUACUAGAUCAUUUGCUAAGUCAUUUGCAGAGUCGUUCGCCAACAAUAUUGUAUGAUUGAGUUUCUUAUCCACUUUAGAUCUACCCUGAUCGAGAAGAGUAUGAAGCACACCAGGUUAGCCAUUUCUUUAUAUGUCUAACACCAAACGAUUUUACUCAUCAAGGGGAGAGUGCUGCCACUUAAAUGUUAGACUCCAGUUAUAAGUAAAAUUUAGCUGUAUUUUGUACUACUUUUAUCAUAUAUUUCUCUGUUUUCUACCAAGGAAAAAGUUCUUCAGAAGCUGAGCAAACACCACAACCAGCAAGCGCUAACCAGCAGCAUUGAAGAGGGACUGAAGUUACAAGCAAUGAACAGAGUACAGCGAGUCGUAAGUAGAAAUAUUUCAUUUUCAGAGAUAAAAGCCCAGUCUACCAUUGAUCAUUUAAUAAAAUUGAAUAUAAUUAUGUUUUCAGCGUAAACUCUCAAACGAAGAACAGUCCGUUCCCAACCCAGGUAUACGGCGCUGAUUUCUAAGUCUUACGCCCGUAUUCUAAAAGCUCACUCACACUCAAAGAGUGGAGGAACGUUCAAUUUGAGCUUCCCUUGAGUGUCAAUGCUGUUUUUGAAUAGCUGGAGGGUGAGUAGUCACAUAGUAAGGUACGACACUAACACUACAGCUAUUCAAAAACUGCACUGACACUCGAGAGAAGCUCAGAUUGAACCUCCACUCAUUGAGUGUGAGUGAGCUUUUAUAAUAACAGCAAUACAGGCGUUACUUUAGUCCCACAGGCAUCGUCUUGCUAAACCAGUGAUUCUAAAUUUUAGAAGCAACAGGCAGUACACCGUCUCCGAAUGCGUCAACGUCCAGAGAAAGCACUCCUGGUUUAACUCCUAAAGUUAAACGACAAAAAACUGGCGAGGAAUCUGACGAAACUCUGGAGAAUGAAAGUUAGUUUUGGGGGCAUAGAGCAGUUGGAAAAUUUGAGUGUCUCUGACCGGUUCUCCAUCUGUUCUUAUUACAUGUCCAUACCAUCUCAACCUUGCUUCCCUCACCUUCUCUGCAAUGUCGACCACCUCGCAUCUUCUGAUCUCUUCAUUCCAUAAUGUCUCUGACCAGCUCUCCUUCAUCUCUUCUUAUUACGUGUCCAUACCAUGUUAACCUUGCUUCCCUCACCUUCUCCGCAAUGUCUAUCACUCCACAUCUUCCGAUUUCUUCAUUCCAUAAUGUCUCCGACUGGCUCUCCUUCAUCUCUUCUUAAUACAUGUCCAUACCAUCUCAACCUUGCUUCCCUCACCUUCUCCGCAAUGUCUACUACGAUACAUUAGUAAAAGAAUGUCUACUUCGAAUUUCUCUUGACAUUCUGGUACGAAUUCUUUCUGUUUUUCCCCUCAGAUGUAGUGGAAUCUGUUGGUUUACCUGUUAGCGAAGCUGUGGAUGCAAGCAAUGUAUGUAUCAAACAAAAAAUUACAGAAAAUACAAUAUUAUAAACCUUUUAUCUUUCUUGUGUUCAUUGAAACCAACACAAUAGAAAAGUGAUGUUUUUAAUAAUUUCUCAGGAAAUCGAGCUUGUGUUUAAACCGCAUCCGAAAGAUCACGACCCAGAGACAAUACGAAAACAAACCAGAUACAUCAAGACAACAGCUAUUGCAACUGGUAUGGUAUACAAACUGAUCUCUUUCUCUCUCCAUGCAGAACUAGUUUAGUGUCAUCAUAAUCUAGAACUGUCUGUUCAUGUGAUGCCUACGACAAUAUUAGGCACGACUUCCUCACUGUUCUCACCAACAAUACAUACCAAAGAGAACAAAAUCCAUCACUUGACAUAUUAAAGUCAACUGAAAAUGAAACGAUUCUUAAACUAUCCAAGUUUAUUUUUUCCUGUUUCGAGCUAAGAGAUAAACACCUUGAAACCAUGGAUGCUGAACAAUAUCUCACUCAAUAUUACCGUAUUUGACCUUUAUCUUGUAAACAGCUUCUUUAGCUUGUUGUAAUCUUGUAAUAGGUCAUAUUUAGCCAAUAGUACAGUAGUUAUUGUACCAACAACAACAGCAACAACAACAACAACAACACCUCUCAUUUAACAAUGCUAUUUUAGUGGACCAUCUCUCAAGAUAUUUAUCAAUUCGACUCAAUAUUGAAGCCGGGGGGGAAGGUAAAUAUUCACUUGUAUUCUGCCAGAUUAAUAUUGAAGUUUACUAGUAAGAAACUAUAAUGAUAUAAAUUAUACUUAUUUUCUGUUAAAUUCAGAAGGAGAAAAAGAAAAGCCAGAUUACACCAUAUACAUCGCAACAACGCCUGGGCAAUUUACGGUAAGCGAAUAUUUAGUUUGCAUUAGUUUAAUCAUUGUUGAUACUAGUCUUAGUUACGUUACGAAUGGAUUUCCUUUUGUUGUUUCAGGAGUUACCAGGAAGCAUGAGCUUGGAUAACGUUAAUGAAAAGGUAAUCAUUUGGCCAAUUUAGACUAGAGGCAGAUGAGGCUCUAGCCAAAACUGAGCGCUUUCCAGAAGGGUGUAAUUCGGUACACAGAGCAUGGUUGAAAAUUUUCAUAUUUUUUUUCAGUAUUGGAAAGUGAAUAAACCGCUGGAGAUGUUCUACUCGAAAACACAGCCAAGCUCGUGAAGAUUUUGAGGACUUGAGUACAAUGUUCAGCACAAGACUGCCUUUGGACAAGUUUGGAUCAACGGAGUUCGCAACAAAAUUGAAAACCUGAGACAAAUAUACGAACAGUACAGCUGGCGAUAUGUAGAACUUUUGUGUGCUUUGUAAUUUAAUAUUUUUGUGUAAAAUGUGAACCCACAAAGUUAUUUUCAACAAGAUGGUUGUCUCGUGAAAUCUGGUGUACAAUAUUUAUUCUACAAUAAGCUGCCGUGG